Tuber aestivum (summer truffle) is the source of this 855-nucleotide messenger RNA. The record is from the annotation of a GenBank genome assembly. Lineage: Eukaryota; Fungi; Ascomycota; Pezizomycetes; Pezizales; Tuberaceae.
AUGAUAAACCCAACCCCAACCCCAGCAUACACCCAACUAACCGCCUUCUUCAACUCCAACCCGGGCACAAGACUGCACAUCGAAUUCCAUCCAACCCAACCCGCUCUUCCACCCACAAUACUGACCUCAGGCACAAACAUCGCCAUCCCAAAGCCCCUGCUUUUAGAGGCCUUCCGGACCGCGCACCCAACCUUCUUUUCCCCGGGAACUACGGAUCAAGGCAUUCUAGAUUCGACUUUGGUGUUACUGCUUGUCGCGGCGGAGAACCUCACUGCGGUCAACGCCCGCAGGAGGAUCAUCCUGGGCAAAGGAGCUAAUAACGGUCGGGAUGAAAUCAAACUGAUAGAGAGCUUCUUGACGUCCCCGCUGAACAAGCAUAACAAGAGUCCGUUGCUAUGGAAUUACAGACGGUGGCUAACCGAGAGGUUCGGGGUUCUGGAAGAGGGGAUAGAAGCGGAAUUGACGGUUGUGGAAGCUAGUGGGGAGGUGCAUCCUAGGAACUACUACGUAUAACCCACUCCCUCCCUCCCGUUCUAUUGCUACGACUGAACGAUGGGGAAGGCCUGGAACCACGCCCGCUUUGCUACAACGUUCUUCCUCCCACGUUCCCCAUCCGGCCCGCAACUCCCAUACGUCCUCGAGCGCACAGCGAACUUUGCCCUCUCGCACGUGUCGGACACGAGCGUGUGGUCGUUCCUGCAGUUCUUGUUCUUUCAAACAUUAGAGCACCCGGAUCCCCACUCGUUCCGCGCCCAACUGGCAGACAUUGUAGGGAAGAGUAUGCAGUUUGCGCACGGGAUUGCACGGGGUCACGAGAGCGUUUGGGCGUUUGUCCGGACGGUGCUCGGGAGUGAG